This is a messenger RNA of Menidia menidia (Atlantic silverside), 1710 nucleotides long. Lineage: Eukaryota; Metazoa; Chordata; Actinopteri; Atheriniformes; Atherinopsidae. The record is from the annotation of a GenBank genome assembly.
UAUCUCGUCUUUUCUGCUUUGCCCCUCACAGUUUGCUCCCAGUUCUCCAAAGGAGUGUACGCCAUCAUCGGCCUGUAUGACAGGAAGACGGUCAAUAUGCUCAUGUCCUUCUGCGGAGCGCUGCACGUUUGCUUUGUCACACCGUCCUUCCCUAUUGAGACGGCCAACCAGUUUGUCAUCCAGCUGAGGCCUGAGCUCCAGGAUGCUUUGGUCGGAGUUAUCGAACACUAUGGAUGGACUAAGUUUGUCUACAUGUACAGCUCUGACUCCGGCCUGUCAGUUCUGCAGAAGGUCCUGGACACAGCUGCAGAAAGGAACUGGCUGGUGACGUCGGUCAAUGUGGAGACCAUGACGGAGCCCUCCUUCUUGAAAGUGUUCCAGGACUUGGACAAGAGGAAGGAGGGACAGAUAAUUAUUGACUGUGAAACUGAGAGGCUCACUGGCAUUCUCAAAAAGAUCGUUGAUCAAGGAAAGAAUGCAAAGAGUUAUCACUACAUCCUUGCUAACUUGGGAUUCCUGGACAUUGACCUGACAGAUCUUAGGAAUGGCGGUGCCAACAUAACUGGCUUCCAACUUGUCAACAACUCUGAACCAAGUGUGAGCCGCAUCGUCCAGCAGUGGAUGGAGUUUGAUAACAAAGACUCCAAGAUGAGCAAGGCUGGACUCCAAUACACAGGUGCUCUGACAUAUGAUGGGGUGAAAGUCAUGUCCACGGCCUUCCAGAAUUUAAGGAGACAGAGGAUAGACAUCUCUCGCCGGGGCAACGCAGGAGAGUGUCUCGCCAACCCGCCAGCCCCAUGGGGACAAGGCAUCGACAUUCAGAGAGCCUUGCAGCAGGUCCGUAUUGAUGGAUUAACGGGUCACAUUCAGUUCAAUGAGAAAGGCCGAAGAACCAACUACACUGUUAGUGUCAUGGAGUUGGCCCCCUCUGGACCUAAGAAGGUUGGCUACUGGAAUGAAGAUGAGAAGUAUGUGACUACGGCCAGCCUCAUAAGGGGCAGCAAUGAAACUUAUGGACUGUUGAAUAGGACUUACAUAGUCACUACAAUCUUGGAGUCUCCCUAUGUGAUGCUGAAGAAUAACCAUGAGAAUCUCCAUGGGAACGAUAGGUAUGAGGGCUACAUAGUUGAGCUGGCCGCUGAGAUAGCCAAGCAUGUGGGCUACCAGUACAAACUGAAGAUUGUCUCAGAUGGAAAGUAUGGAGCCAGAGACCCCGAAACUAAGAUGUGGAAUGGCAUGGUUGGCGAGCUUGUUUAUGGAAAAGCAGAUCUGGCUGUGGCUCCUCUCACCAUCACUCUUGUCCGUGAAGAAGUCAUUGACUUCUCCAAACCCUUCAUGUCUCUGGGUAUUUCCAUCAUGAUCAAGAAACCCACCAAGUCCAAACCGGGAGUGUUUUCAUUCCUGGACCCGCUGGCCUACGAGAUCUGGAUGUGCAUUGUGUUCGCCUACAUCGGCGUCAGCGUCGUCCUCUUCCUGGUCAGUCGAUUCAGCCCUUACGAGUGGCACGCCGAGGACUACGAGGAGGGAGGCGAGCCGCAGACCCCGACCCAAGCGUCGGCCUCCAACGGCAUGCAGCAGAGCCAGACGUCCACGCAGCAGAACGCCAACCAGCAGAGUCCCGAACAGACCAACGAGUUCGGCAUCUUCAAUUCCCUUUGGUUUUCACUCGGAGCAUUCAUGCAGCAGGGCUGUGACAUCUCGCCACGGUAG